CCGCGACUUCCUGUCGCUGUAAUUCCUCAGUGCUAACGGAGAGGCUCCCUAUUUUAUCCUAGCUAGCUAACUUCACAAACAGAAAAAUAAUAACAAUAAAUGUACUAUAAAUUAUUGUAUGAUAUUACGUUUCAGAAUAAUACAGCUGUUAAAAUGUAAACGAAUAGAGAGCUAAUUCAUUUUCUUUAUCAAAUCGUUUCCGUUAGAUUCAUAUUAUUGAAUGUUAUAAUGCUAGUUCAGGACUCUACAGAUUUGCCUAACGGCAGCUAGCAGGGAGUUUUACUGUGUUUUUUGUGUGUUUGUCGCUAAAACUAGAUCGUCACCAGACAAGGACACAUUGUCACUCAGCUGCAGAAAUCAAACUUUUCUUUUUGUAGAGCGAUAUCGAUUUGCGUUGACACCUGUUAGCUAGCGCGGCUAGCUAGCGCUCUCCUCGCACUGAUUCUACUGGAAAUGGUAGACGCCCUCAUGUGCCCAUGGAAAAGGCGGCUUUCGAGGGGUGGCUGGAGUCAGUUUCUACCACCUUCCUGGCGCUAAGUGACCAGCAGCGCAACCAAUCGCUGGACCACCUCAUCUCACUGAGCAGUGCCGCCCAACUGCGACACCUGUCCAAUAGGCUGGAAGCGCUGCUGAAGCGGGAUUUCCUGCGCCUGCUGCCGUUAGAGCUGGCCUUCUACCUGCUCCGCUGGCUGGACCCCCAAACCCUGCUCACCUGCUGUCUGGUGUGCAAGCAGUGGAAUAAAGUCAUCAAUGCCUGCACAGAAGUGUGGCAGAGUGUGUGUCAAGACCUUGGCUGGCGCAUUGAUGAGUCCAUCCAGGAUGCGACUCACUGGAAAGGUGUUUAUCUAAAGGCCAAACUGCGCAUGAAGCAGCUAAGGGAGGAGGAUGCUUUUGAGACCAGCUCUCUCAUUGGACACAGUGCUCGGGUAUAUGCUCUCUACUAUCGGGAGGGGCUCCUCUGCACAGGUUCUGAUGACCUGUCAGCCAAAUUAUGGGAUGUCCGCACAGGGCAGUGCAUUUACGGCAUCCAGACCCACACUUGUGCAACUGUCAAAUUUGAUGAGCAGAAACUGGUAACAGGGUCUUUUGACAACACCAUUGCAUGCUGGGAAUGGAGCACUGGAGCCAAAAUCCAGCAAUUUCGAGGACAUACUGGGGCGGUAUUCAGCAUUGACUACAAUGAUGAGUUGGACACCCUGGUCAGCGGCUCAGCAGACUUCACUGUAAAAGUCUGGUCCCUGUCUUCAGGAACCUGUGUCAACACUUUCACUGGGCACACAGAGUGGGUCACCAAGGUGCACCUUCAAAAAAGCCAAGUGGAAUCCAUGAUGCACAGUCCUGGAGACUACAUACUACUGAGUGUUGAUAAGUAUGAAAUAAAGGUGUGGCCAAUUGGCCGUGAGAUCAACUGUAAGUGCUUAAAGACUCUAUCCGUAUCAGAAGACCGCAGUGUCUGCUUGCAGCCGCGAUUACAGUUUGACGGCCGGUACAUUGUCUGUAGUUCAGACUUGGGCAUAUACCAGUGGGACUUUGCAAGUUUUGAUGUCAUCAGAGUCAUCAAGCCACAGCAGGACCCCUCCAACUUCUCUCUGCUUAGUUUCGGUGAGGUGUUUGCUCUGCUCUUUGACAACCACCACCUCUAUGUUAUGGACUUGAGGACUGAGGUCACUGUGGGUCGCUGGCCACUGCCAGCCUACCGCAAAUCCAAGCGUGGCUCUAGUUUCUUACCGGGCGUCACCUCCUGGCUCAAUGGACUGGACGGCAAGAACGAUGCGGGCCUGGUGUUUGCCACCAGCAUGCCCGACCAUAGCAUUCAUCUGGUUCUUUGGAGAGAGAAUGGGUAGAAAGGCAGAGGAGGUUAAUACUAGCCCUGAGCUUUGAAAGCAGGUGGGACUUUUACAAACAUAAAAAAAAGAAAAAAGGGUGCUUUCAAUUUGGAAAAUAUUACAGCCAACCCAGUUAGAUAAUGCAUGGACCAAAGUGUUUUUCCCCUCCUCGCCUUUGUUGCCAUUCGCAUUAGGGAUUCACUCUUGCUUCAGUUUCUUUCUUAGUCACUGGUAAACUACGAAUUCAACACAGUACAAUCUAUAGAAAAGAAGACGGCUGGAGAUUUACAGUUCAGGCCAUAGUUUCUCUCCAUAAUGUGAACAAUCCAAGGUUGUUGUUAGUUGAAGAUUAAGGAGAGAUUUCCGCUGAACUUCAGAGUUUCGUUCCUUUUGAUUUCACACUAGUGAGGGAUAGUGAAGUGCUAUAGCACAACUAGAGCACAGAUCGCUUCACGGCAAGCAUGAACAGUUGGCGUGUUUUUAAAGCACAAUCACUAAGAUUGACAAUGAAGUAAUUUGUUUUGUUACCUUUUCAACAAAUUUGCGUUUCUUUACACGUCAAGAAUUUUCUUUUGGACACAGAGAUGUUGCCUUGAAUCUGUGAUUUCCUAUUGAAGAAAUUGAAUUUGCAGACCUCUGCAUCUAUAGGCGCUGGCUUGCGGCCCAAAUAUAUGGGUUGGUCCUUUUACUGAGUUUUCAACCAAAUGGCUUUUGUUUGUAUGAAGGUCAUUCAGAAGUGGCUUCUCGUUGUUACUGACCCUUGGUUUUAUUUUUCAUUCAGUUUAUUGGUCGUGUGCCUUUGUUUUAACACUUAACUGCAUUUGCAUUUACAGCGCGUCACAUUUUGAAGUCCAGUCCUCCCUCAAUGACAAUGAAAGAAGAAUACAUUUUAUGUUUUUUGUUUUUUAACCUAAUGAAAUUGAUACUGUAAGAAUUAGUCUUACCGCUAUUAGGCCAGACUAGAUCACACAAAAGUGUUUCUUGUGAAUCUCAUUGAAUGUUCAUUUUUAAUCUUUAUUUUUAAAGAGUGAUCUUAUUUUUUGCAUAAUCCAGGACUAACCAGCCUUUGUCACUUUAUGAAGCUGCUUCUGUAGUUCUGUAUAUCCCACUGGGACAUAGUUCAAUAUAGCUUUUUAUUUUCUCAAACCAUCAAAACUAAGUAUUUUGGGUUUAUAGUUUAAUGCAUUUUUCAUCUUGCUCACACAUUUCAGAGGAUAGAAAGUGGGUAACAUUUAGAUUAAAUGAAAAUAUCAUUGGGGGUUAUGAUGUCUGUAUGCACCGCUCGUGUGUUACUUCACUGAAAUGGAAACUCACAGACAGUAAUGGCAUCCAUCCAUCAUUAGCAAAUUUCAGGUCUGUGGUUUGUAUAACAAAAUAACAUGCUGUCUUAAAAAUAAACGACAGUAGCUAAUGAUAGAA
Messenger RNA from Carassius gibelio (silver crucian carp), 3245 nucleotides. RefSeq names its product F-box/WD repeat-containing protein 2. NCBI's taxonomy places the organism in Eukaryota, Metazoa, Chordata, Actinopteri, Cypriniformes, Cyprinidae. The coding region runs from base 477 to 1844 and encodes 455 amino acids. The transcript has 7 exons. Gene Ontology annotation, molecular function: protein binding. The record is from RefSeq and is a predicted model, not a curated record.